This is a messenger RNA of Sitodiplosis mosellana (orange wheat blossom midge), 3841 nucleotides long. RefSeq names its product centrosomal protein of 135 kDa (gene Cep135). The record is from RefSeq and is a predicted model, not a curated record. Bases 555 to 3677 code for a protein of 1040 amino acids. The transcript has 9 exons. Lineage: Eukaryota; Metazoa; Arthropoda; Insecta; Diptera; Cecidomyiidae.
AUUUCGACCACUUUUCGGCUGUAGUGAAAUUAUAUUCGCUCUGAUAUGAGUAGAAGACGGAGAAAAACGAGACAAAAAAAAAACAGAAAAGCGUUAAAAAUAGACGAAUAAUGGGAAAAACACCGAAAAGAAUGAAACAACUCAUAAAAAGCGAAAUAUAGCCAAAAGUAUUGAGCUCACUUUUCCAUAAACCAAUCAAUAUUUCUUCGAAAUUUUCCCAAAAAAAAUCCAGCAGAUGGCGCUGAAUUCCCCUGAAAUAUUCCAUAAUCGGUUGAAUUUAACGUCAUAUUUUGUUUGGUUUUGACCACAGCAAAAACCGAUUCAAACCAAUACCGAAGUUUCAAGUUGACUUUUCUGUUUAAAAUCGUUUUUUUUUUUAUUUUCCACGAUGAACAAUUGUUAAUGGAAAAACGCAAAUACUUUGUUUUGUUUUUAUGCAUGAAUAUUCAGUGCUUAUUCCGUGGAAUGAGCAUUUGUUGAGUUUUGUUUUGGAUAGCCCGUUGUUUGUUGUUGACCAUUUCGUGUGAAAGAAUCGUUGCGAUACAAACAAAUCGAUGAUGGACAUCGAUGCGCGGUACACGUUACUACGUGAAAAACUGAAUAAUUUUGGUUUUACACAACCACUUCCGUAUGGUUCGCUGGCUAUCGUAUCGGCACUGUUGGAUGACCUCAUCGUAACAAAUAAGCAGCUGAAAGAUGCAAAGAAAACAAUUGCCGAAUUGGAAAAGGAGAAAACCGCAUGGAAUCUUGGAGUGGAACCGUACAAAUGUGACAAUUCCAAGCUGUUGGCUGAGUGUAAUGCUCUUCAUUUGGAUAUGAUGCGUCAGCGUGACAUAUAUCAGAAGAAAAUCUUUGAAUUGAAUAAAUCCAUUCGACAUUUAGAGUGUGACAAUCGUGAGCUCAAGCAGCAAUGCGAUGAAUUGAAUGCAAAACUCGACGUAUUCGAUCCGAAACAACGGAAACAUCGUAACGAUUUGUUGAAUCAAAAGCGAAAGCCGUUUGUGUCGACAGUGCGAUCGGGUGAAUUUUUGCCAUCAACAUUGAAAUCCAUUGAAAAUAUGGACACCAAAUCGAAAUGUUGUUGCCAUUCGGAGAGGAAUGAUAUGAUUUCACGGCUAUUUGCUGAACAAGAAGCAAACAAAGUUAAAACACACUUGGAAUUGAUGGAAUUGUAUAAGUCGCAGCUCGAAAGUCGUAAUCGUGAAAUAAGUCGAUUGAAUCAAUUGCUGACGGGUGGUCGGCCACCAUUAGCUCUAGCAAAGGAUUGCUGUUAUCGGGACAUUAGCACUCUGGCCGAGGAUAUUCAACGAAUGCAACGACAAAAAUCCGAACUCGAAGCAAAUUACGAACAAGCCAUCAAAGCUCAAACUAACGCACUCGACGAGAUCGUCUGCCUUAAGGAGCAAAAUGAAAAAUUGACCAAAGAAUUGAAUGACAUCAAAGACGUGGCGCUCAGUGUAGAGUCCGAAGCAAAUGUAUCGUUGGAUGCAUUAUACAAACGAAACACAGCGCUGAAAUUGAAAUUGAACGAUUCGAAAAAACGAAUCCAAGAAUUAGAAGCACAAAUCGGUAGCUCCACCGAUGGAGGCUCUAAGGAUCUCAAAGCGGCCAAUUUUCAAAUUAAAUUCUUGCAAGAACAAUUGCAAAGCAUAACCAAUAAAGAAUGUGAAUUAAAAACAGAGGUGGAUAAAUUGACGAAAAAAAAUGCGAAAUUAAAGGGAAAGCUGUCGGCUGAAUCAUGCAAAUGCAAUUUGUCACAAUCAACAAAUACCAAAGAUGUUGGAACGAUGACAGCGCUUCAGUCUUGUUCGAUUGAUGUGAAUCGAUUGAAAAUUGACCGUGACUUUUAUCAGCAGGAAUACUUGAAACUGUUGAACAAACCGCUUGCGGACGGUGAAAUUAAUCUAUUGCGAAAGCAACUCAUAGAAAAAGACUAUGAGAUAAAAAUGUUGCGUAAAAAAUUCGACAGUAACUUUUUCGUGAAUGAGCCAUCUCAACAGUGCCGAGCGGUAGAAGCGGCCAUGCAUCGACUGGAAAGAGAGAAGAAAGUUCUUCAAGAGACCAUCGAUCGAUUGACAAUUGAAUGCAGUGAAUUGCGUGAAAAUUUACAUUCAACGGCAACAACGCAACGCGAUCAAUACACCAGAGACGAAUGUGAAAUCGAUCGGCUAAGGCAACGCAUUCGACAGAUUGAAAGUGAAAAUUUGAGCUUAAAAACAAUGGAAGCCACAGCAAAGUCAACGGUGACUAUUCUAAAAGAUGAAGUUGCUCAGUUACAAACACAGAUUGGUCAAUUGAACGAGGAAAACACCAAAUUACGUACGACGAGCAAUCAGUUGAGGGUUUUGCAAGAACAAACAGAAAGUGCAUUGAUCGAGCAUCAGAGUCGAUUAACUCAUUGUGAACGACAACGAAGCCAAACUGAGUCACGGCUCAAUGUCAUUGACAGCAGUCGGACCGAUGGCUUCCGCGAAAUAGGUGAACUUCGCGCAGAAAUCGCAAGACUGAAGACGUUGAACACAACAUUGACCAUCGAAAAGGAUAAAUUGAUUAGUGAAUUAGAUGCCAAGACAGAAGAACUAUUUCAACUGGAACCAAAGAUGGAUACAAUGAAAGCGCGCGUAAUUGAAUUAGAAGCAGAACUAUCGACCACUCAUCGGCAGAUCAACAAUAUCAGUUCGGACAACAAACACAGCAAAAGUUCAUUACAGCAAGUUACCAGUGAAAUGGAUGAGUUGCGACGACAAGUAAAGCAAUUGAAGACAACGAAUGAUAAUGUCAUGUAUGAAAAUCGACGUUUGACCAACGAUUUGGCCGAAAUGGAAUGCACCAACAGUGUGCUAAAGACGAAGUUAGCCGAUGCAGAAAAGGAAAUCGAUCGACUUAAGCGGCAAUUGCAACAAUAUGUGCAAGAAGUGCAACGAGCUGAAGAAUUACUCCAUCGAAAAGAGGAUGAACGAAAUGAAAUGCUCGAUCAAUACAAAACCCUCAGUCAUGAUGCCGUUGCGCUGGAAGGCACCAAUCACAGUUUAGAGCUGGAAGCAGCUGAAUCAAGACGCAACGUAAUCGAAUUGGAAGGAAAGUUAGUGCAACUUCAGAUUCAAUUGAGUGCUCGUGAGCAGGAGCUAAGCACAAGCAAUUCCAAAGUGUGUGAAUUAACGAAAGAAGUGCAUCAAUUGGAGCUGGAUAUUCAGCGGUAUAAACAUGAACGAGAUUCAGCGCACAAAGAAUUAGACGGAGAGAAAGAAUUGUGCAACAAAUUGGAUAUUGAAAUUGAGAAAUUGAAUGCUGAAGUACAAGAGUAUUCGGAAAUUAGACAAGAUCUCGAGUGUGAGGUUGAGAAAUUGCGCGGCGAGUUAUCGCUGUUGAGAGUCGGUGACAAGGCGGCCACAGAGAGUCUAAAACAGAUUUUAACCGGAACCAGAAAAGAUUUGGACGAAGAACGUUCCGCAUCUAGCCAAUUUAAAAAAGAGAUUGACAAAUUGAAAGCACGCAUGGAGGAAUUAAAAGAAAAAGCUGCUGAGGAACACGCAAACGCCGUACGAAAUGAAACACUUGCAAAGGAGUACCGGUUGCAGAUUGAUGAGCUGAAGAAUCAAAUAACCAACCGUCGUUUUGAACAAGCCCGUCAACAAGGCCAAUACAAUGAAUCAACCGAUAACAUGCCAUCCAUUUAACAAACCCAUUUUUAAUUAGUUUGACGAAAAUCCCAUUUUAAAUGCACUGCCUUUUGAAUUGCUUAUUGCAAUUUUUUUUUUAAUAUUUGUUUUUAUAUGCUGACAUUUUUUUUCGUGUUAGAAACAAAAUCUUUGAAUAAAAAACCGUUCAUCUUUUACAAGCA